Molecule: messenger RNA, 2760 nt
Organism: Cephus cinctus (wheat stem sawfly)
Lineage: Eukaryota; Metazoa; Arthropoda; Insecta; Hymenoptera; Cephidae
Product: transmembrane protein 8B
Exons: 4
Coding region: 381-2483 (700 amino acids)
Cellular component (GO): plasma membrane
Source: RefSeq, a predicted model, not a curated record
CCUUGUCCAAGAUAAGUACCCUCACCCCGUGACCGAUGUCUUCGAGUGAGAUUGGAACGUCCGGUCUGUAAGAGAAUGAUUAUACAUAUGCACUAUGCGGAGAGGAAUCACUAUAAUUAAAUGACUGACAAGCCAUUCGACACUACAAGCAGGAGUACGUACCAGUCGACCUUCUCAUCCAAGAACAGUGGCAUAGCAAUGAAUUGUGGGUUAUUUUCGAUCAAUAAAUAGUGUUACGUGUUCUCAUAUCUUUUCCGGUUCAUUACAUCAUUCCGCGGCUAUUCUUUCUUUUUGGGUGUCACCACUAGAAGAAAUCUCAAGUACCCAACGUGGAUCAAAGGCCUUCGUAUUGUUAUGUGGUGGAGGAUUGAAGUCAGAAUAUGCCAAAGAGAGAGAUAGCCCCAUUUUUAAUAUGGAGCCUAAUCAUUCAACUGGGAUUAUCUGGAAAUACAGAAAGGAUAUCCCAACAUCCGUCCAACAUCCUUGUAGAUUUUUUCGCAUAUCGCCACAUCUCCAUUGUUCACUUCAACAUUCCCCAAAAUUCCGUUGCAGCUACAUUCAAGUUUAUCGCCAAAGAAGAGAGGACUGGAGGAUUAGGUCGUUGUUCAACACGGGACGUAUCCGUAUACCUAAAAUUUGGCAGCUUACCGCUAGUACGCCCAGAUAAUUCGACAAUAGCAGCUAAACUUUUGCAACGAAGGUACUCUUAUUACAACUUGGAAAUUUUAAGCGAUGAAACGCAGCAUCUUAUUCGUGUUGAUGCACCACCACCUGGUGAUUGGUACGCUAUUGCCUUUAGAUCAUGGUCCGACCCGAACAAAGAACAGAUUUCGCAGCAAGGCAUAGGACCCUCCUGUGAUACUAUAUUAGAAGCCGAAUUAUUCAUUGAACGACCUACCACUGUUUCUGUGAUUGAUAGUACUACUGAACAUUGGACAGAAUUAGAUUCCACUUCUAAUUCUGCAGUGGUGCAAUUUUUAAUAUCUAAACUAGCCUAUAACACAACUUUAGCUGUAAAAUCCACUUGUGGAAACAAUUGUACAAUUGGAGUAAAUGUCAGCACAUUAGAGCAUUUAGCUGAAAAAGUAUUUAGAGCCGAAGAAAGCGAAUUUACUUUCAGACCGUAUAUAAAUUCAUUCCAUUAUGUGUUACUCCGACUUGUAUCUGGCGAAUCAUCAAACGUGUCAUUAACAUUGGAUACGGAAACUAUAGAAAGUAAUUCCACCGAUGUAAAAUUCGUGAAGCUACUUAGAAGAUCGUUUCCAGAUUUCUUUUUAUUUGAUUACGAGAAUUUACAGGGUAACGAUACCAAAUCGUCACCAUACAAUUUGACAAACGAAUCUUUAACUGUACUACAAUUUGAAAUAGGUUCCGUAUAUGACGUAGGUGGUACGGUAUCCGUAGGCUUAAAGUUACCGGAUACAGAAAUCAAAGAUAAGAAUGUCAUUGUUGUCAGUUGUAUUUCUCACGGAUAUUAUAUACCCAUAACCGAUACUGCCAGUUGUGAGAAUAAGAGGACUAUCACACCACCGGAUAUAUAUGUAAACAAGACAGGACCAUCGUACAUUCACAUACCAUAUCCGGAACCUGGACAAUGGUACAUUAGUUUGAAAUCAUUUUGUGUAGAAGAAAAAUGCGAUUGUGCAGAAGAGUGUUUGACCAGUGUGUGCCAAGAGUGCAGCUGCCUAAAAGAGUGUUCGUCGAGAGUCGAAAGUAACGUAGCCUCAUCGCCGUGCAUCGAUGCAAAAUGUAAUUCGAAUGGACGAUGCGUCCAUUAUAUGAGUGGUGGUUUUAUAUUUUCUGCUUGUCAUUGUACAGAUAAUUAUCGUGGUUUUGAUUGUGCUGAUGACACGUACGUGCUUGGUAAGACCAAAAUAAUAAUCAGCCUAGUUUUGCUCACCUCCAGUAAUUUGGCUUUCAUCGGUGCGAUCUAUCUCGCUCUAAGUCGAGAGUAUUAUACGGAAGCAAUUGUAUAUACAGCAGUGAUGCUCUCUUCGACGUUUUAUCAUGCCUGUGAAGCUGGUGAGGAUGUGUACAGUUUGUGUAUCAUGAGACUCAGUGUCCUACAAUUUUGUGAUUUCUUUAAUGCCUUAUUAUCUAUUUGGGUGACGCUCGUGGCUAUGGCAGCUUUUGGUUACAGACUUACAGGUUUCUGUCAAAUGGCUGGUGCUAUUAUACUCGCCAUGGGCGCUGAAAUGGAUCGUACUGCACUUUGGGUAUUCCUCCUACCUGCAUUAACUGGUAGUGCCUUAGUAGUAAUUUCGUGGGGAAUGAAAUGCAGAAUUAAAAAAACCUUUCGAUAUCCUUCGAGACCCUAUCAGACACUGUUUCUACCAGCUGGUCUAGCCUUGGUAUUUAUAGCGCUGAUGUGUUAUGCCUUUCUUCAAACUCGACAGAAUUAUUAUAUUAUACAUAGCGUUUGGCAUAUUCUGAUGGCUGUUGGAGUUAUGCUCCUUCUACCUAGGCGCGAAUACAUGAAAUAGUAUAUUCGAUUUAUAGAGUUAAUAUAUUGUAUAAAUACUAUUUGUAUAUAUAAUAUAUAUGUAAGCCUGUUAUUUAUGGAUCCAUGUAUACGAAGGUGCUAUGAGGUGUUUGAGAAGAAUUUAUGCGCGGAGAAUUUUUUAAUUUAUUUAUGGGAAGAUGAAUACUAUUUUGAUAUUAGUGAUUCGAAUAACAUUGUAAAUUGUAGGAAUAAUUGUAGCUAGAUGAUAUUAAUAUUUUUAAGUAAUAAAUGUUAUGGUUACAACGUCAAAUCUUUAA